GCGUGGAUGGCGCUCGUGAACUGCUCGGUGGCGGUCCUGCCCGCCGACCUGGCCGUGUGGCUGCAGAAGGACACCCCGGUGAACGCCGCGCUGGGCGGCGUGCGCCGGGCCCUGCGCCCCGCCAAGGCCGGCAAGCGGGUCGCGAGGAAGUCCGCCCUCAAGCCCGCGACGGGAGGCCAGCCGCUGGCGAAGAACCCCCUCGCAGGCCGCUCGAUCGAGCGCGUGGCCAGGAUGCUGCUGCGGCUCGGCCUGCCUCUCCUGAGGAUCAACGAGUUCGCGCUGCUGGAGCGGAUGGUGGCCCUCGGCGCCUUCGACCGCGGCCUGCGGGCGGAGGUCUUCGAGACGGCCUGCGCGCUGCUCAAGGUCGCCCACGAGUUCAACAGGGACGCCGUGCCGCAGGCGGAGUGGAGGAGCGAUGCCGCGCGCCGCUGGGCUGCCCUGUGA
Molecule: messenger RNA, 444 nt
Organism: Prorocentrum cordatum
Lineage: Eukaryota; Dinophyceae; Prorocentrales; Prorocentraceae
Source: the annotation of a GenBank genome assembly